UGUGGGCCUGUGGCGCUUCCCGCUGUCCCUGUGGGGAGGGUUGACCGCGUGGGCUAGCACGGCGUGUCUCCUCGGGGCUUGGCGUUCCUGGCCGCCGGCUGCGCCUGCCUCUGGGGGGGCUCCCAGGGCUCUGGGGGAGCCUGCUGGCCGCGCGUGGUCCUAUGAAUUCCAAAAUGAAACAGAAACUGAACGUGGAAAAAUCAUCAAGUUCCUUGCAGGAGUACCUGACAGACACCACAUGCAGUGCUGCCCCAAGACAGACUCUUAAAAUGAUUCAGCCUUCAGCAUCAGGUUGCCUGGUUGGCAGACGUAAUGAGAAGAAAUCUUUAGUCAAAAGGAAACUCUGGAAUAAUAAGUCUGCCUUAAAGGCUUGUAAAGCUGAGGUGUCUGUGGACAAGGAGCAAGAAAAUGAGAAUAUGAAUGAUGUCAUUCAAGCAGUAGAUCUCAUGAUAAAAGGAAGUCCUUCGUCUCAGUAUUGGAAAGAAGUGGCUGAAGAAAGGAGGAAGGCUCUGUAUGAAGUGCUUCAAGAAAAUGAAAAGUUGCACAAAGAAAUCGAACAGAAAGAUGGUGAAAUCGCCCGCCUAAAAGAAGAAAACGAAGAGCUAAUGUCCCUCGCUGAACAUGUACAUUAUAUGACCAGCAUGAUUGAGAGGCUAACUGGGCAAGCACCUGACAAUUUUGAGACACCAAAAAGUCUGUGUCUAGAGGAAUCCAAACAAGAAAAUGAAGAGCUUAACUGUGGAGAUGAUGCAGACAGCACUUCUGAAGAAAGACCAUCAGGAGUAUCAUGUGGCUUAAGGGAGAGUAUAUCAGAUCUUGCUUCAAAGGAAGCAAAUCACUUGCAACUGGAAUGACAACCUUUAAACAGGCUUGUGUGUGGCUUUUAAUUGCAGACUUCCUUUUGAAAGGAUAUACUAAAGCUUCUCAGGUAUAGAAACUCUUGCAGAAGCAUAACAGAUGUUGGUUUUUAGCAGUGGGACUAUCUGGGUACUGCAUAGAAAGCUUAAUGCAGGCUGCACUUAAUUGCUUGUAUAAAAUGCAAAUACCGUGUAUUUCAAACCGUGUAAAUAUCAGUUGGUCUGACAUGAUACAUGGAAAUUGAUAAAUAAAUCUUUGCCUUAUCAAAA
Tyto alba (common barn owl) is the source of this 1127-nucleotide messenger RNA. It is a transcript of the gene GMNN, whose product is annotated as geminin DNA replication inhibitor. Gene Ontology annotation, cellular component: nucleus. Lineage: Eukaryota; Metazoa; Chordata; Aves; Strigiformes; Tytonidae. The record is from RefSeq and is a predicted model, not a curated record. The coding region runs from base 162 to 854 and encodes 230 amino acids. The transcript has 7 exons. Gene Ontology annotation, biological process: negative regulation of cell cycle; negative regulation of DNA replication.